AUGUUUCCCAAUGAAGCCUUCAGUGUCGAUAGCUGUCUGCCGAAAAGCCUAGAUUCUGCACUCGCUCAGUGUGAGAUGACAUUGAGCAACUUAAAUAUUACUAGAGUCAAUGCUGAUGAUACUGCUGGUGCUGCUCAGAUAGUAGCUGCAAGUGGCCAAAGAGACACUGGGGCAGUUGCUAGUGCUCGAGCUGCUGAGAUCUAUGGUCUUGAUAUUGUAGCUAAAAAUAAUGUUCAGGACGAUGAAAACAACAUUACUCGCUUCCUUAUACUCGCGAGAGAACGACAAGCCAUAUCGGACAAGCAUUGUUUUCACCCUUGA
Messenger RNA from Linum trigynum, 321 nucleotides. NCBI's taxonomy places the organism in Eukaryota, Viridiplantae, Streptophyta, Magnoliopsida, Malpighiales, Linaceae. The record is from the annotation of a GenBank genome assembly.